This is a messenger RNA of Podarcis raffonei (Aeolian wall lizard), 992 nucleotides long. It is a transcript of the gene FAM219A, whose product is annotated as family with sequence similarity 219 member A. Lineage: Eukaryota; Metazoa; Chordata; Lepidosauria; Squamata; Lacertidae. The record is from RefSeq and is a predicted model, not a curated record. Bases 282 to 839 code for a protein of 185 amino acids. The transcript has 6 exons.
GCGCACUGAGAGGGCGGAGUCACCGCGGCCGGCUGUGGAGGGUUUUUCUGAGGCGCGUCUCCUUCUCCUUCCUCGCCAGGAGCAUCUCUGAGGGGAUGAGGCAGGCGGCGGCGGCGGCGGCAGUGGCGGAGGGCGAGCCCCAGCGACACUGAGGCGGCGGCGGCCGGGCCUCCUCCUCCUCCUCUCCCUCCUCCUCCUCGUCGUCCUCUUCCAGCUGCCGGUUCUCGCCCGCCCUCCGCCCGCUCGGCCUUCCCGGCCCGGCUCCCUCUCCCGCCGGCACCAUGAUGGAGGAGAUCGACCGCUUCCAAGUGCCCGCCGUGAGAGCCGAGAUGCAGCCGCUGGAUCCAACAGCAGCCUCUAUAUCUGACAGAGACUGUGACACGAGAGAGGGAGAAACUGUAGCUAUGAAUUACAAACCAUCCCCCCUACAAGUGAAACUAGAGAAACAGAGGGAGCUGGCUCGUAAGGGGUCCCUGAAAAAUGGAAACAUGGGGAGCCCAGUUAACCAACAGCCCAAGAAGAACAAUGUGAUGGCACGAACAAGGCUGGUUGUUCCCAAUAAAGGCUAUUCCUCAUUAGACCAGAGUCCUGAUGAAAAGCCAUUGGUAGCACUGGACACAGACAGUGAUGACGACUUUGACAUGUCCAGAUAUUCUUCCUCGGGAUAUUCUUCAGCUGAGCAGAUCAACCAGGACUUGAAUAUCCAGCUGCUAAAGGAUGGCUACCGGUUAGAUGAGAUCCCAGAUGACGAGGACCUCGACCUCAUCCCUCCGAAGUCGGUCAACCCCACUUGCAUGUGCUGUCAAGCCACCUCCUCCACUGCCUGCCACAUCCAGUAAUGAGGGAAGCCUGGCAAGGGUUGAUCAGUGCUUUCCACUAUAACUGUAAAACUUAACAGCCAUUGCUUCCUCCUAUGGUAGGACGUGCACCUCUUUGUGUUCAUGGAGCCAGGAGAAACCAAAAAAUAAUAUAUAUAUAUAUUAUUCAUUUUA